AUGCCUCCCAAGUCUCAGAAGCAAGGCGCGGGUAAGGCAAAGCCUGGUGACGACAAGCAAGAGCAGCUCUUCCGAGCCAUUGUUCUCGCAGACUCUUUUGAAACCAAGUUCACUCCGUUUUCAAUUGAGCGACCACGGUGUCUGCUUCCGCUAGCGAACACACCCUUGCUCGAGUACACCCUCGAAUUUCUCGCGAGUGCUGGUGUCGAUGAGGUGUACAUGUAUGCUGGCAGUCAUAUUGACCAGGUAGAGGCAUAUAUCCAGGCUUCCAGAUGGAUACUCGACUCCUCACCAUUUCAAAACUUUAUCUUCCUCCGAGAUGAUACGGCUACGUGCGUUGGCGAUGUGAUGCGAAACCUGGAUUCAAAGCACAUUUUCGACAAAGCCGCCGACUUCCUGGUGGUAAGCGGCGAUGUGGUUUGCGACUAUCCCAUGGAAAGGGCCUUGAAGAAGCAUCGAGAGAGGAGGGAGCGUAAUAAGGAUGCGAUCAUGACAAUGCUUUUGAGAGAAGCUCCGCCAGGUCAUGACCAAUACACGAGUCCGGACUCUUCCACAUUCGUUAUCGAUCCAAGCUGCGACAGAUGCUUACAUUAUGAAGAGAACGGUUCGAAUGCGGCAUAUAGCGCUCAUAUUGACGCAGAGUCGCUGAAAUCCCCCGAGCUCGAUAUUCGUCAGGACCUUAUUGACUGCAGGAUUGACAUCUGUGCGCCAGAUGUACUGACCCUGUACUCGGAUAAUUUUGACCACCAGUCGCCCCGCAAAGACUUUUUGUUCGGCGUGCUCAAGGACCAUGAGCUUAAUGGAAAGACGGUUCACGUCCACAUUGCCAAAAGCCACUACGCUGCCAGAGCCAGCGAUCUCCCAACAUACGCCAAGCUCACUCGGGACCUGAUGCACGGAGAAAUACCGUCACUGGCUGUGGAAAAUAACAUCUUCCCUGGUAGUGCUUACACCAGAUCACAUCGCGGUCCUACAUGUGGCAUAGGAGUUAUCAAAGCGAGACCUGUCAGUAUUGACAAUGAAACCAUCCUUGGUUCGGAAACCAGUGUAGGAUCGGAGUCAAUCAUUGAACACAGCGUUCUCGGCAGCCGCUGCAAUGUAGGCAAACGAUGCACGAUCAAGGACGCAUAUAUCUGGGACGACGUCACUCUGGGUUCGGACGUGAAGAUCAGCAGAGCCAUCAUUGGCAGUGAAACUUUCAUUGGUGACAAUUGCACAAUCAAUGAGGGAGCCCUUGUAUCAUUUGGGGUCAAGCUAGCACCGGGGACCAACGUUCCAGCCGGCAUGAAAGUUACAAGGCAGUCUCAGGCGAACACAAAGACUAACAUCGGUGGUGAAGGCUAUGUGUACGAAGACGAGGACGAAGAUAUCGAACACACUAAUCCUGGGCUUUUGUACCAGCAUCCGGUCGCGGCCGAUUCAGUGUCCACUCUAGGUUCAGAAAUGUCGGAGCCAGAUUCGCCACUCGAUGGCAGUAGAAGUCAGAGCUUUGCCACCACUCAAUCCGACGAAGAUUCGUCUGACAGAUUCCAACACGACACGGUAGCUAUCCUGACGCAAAGAAUGCAAGAGGGACAGAAAGCAGACGACAUGUUAUCUGAAUUAAUGGGUCUGCGGUUUAGCGGUGGCGCUGAUGAAGUGGGGGUGCGGAGGGCAGUCGCUGCGGCUCUAUGCAAACGAAUUUCGUCACAAGUUGAAGAAGGUAUGGCAGCCAAAGAUGCCUCUCAGCGAACUCUUUCUGCCUAUCAUACACUCAUUCGCCGCGCGCACGCCGAGCAGUCGACCGCCGAGCAAGUUGAUUUUCUGCUGGACGUGCAGAGAGUCCUUAUCAGACGAAAAGACGGAGCUAAAGUCCUUCUAUUCUUUGCGAAGGAUCUGUACGACCUCGAGGUUUUCAGCGAAGAAUCUAUUCUAGCCUGGUGGAAAGAUGUCAGGUCAACAAGCGAUGCUGAGAUGGAGGCAGUCAGGGCGCAGACUGAUCCUUUCAUUCAGUGGCUGGAAGAGGCAGAGGAGGAGAGUGAUGAAGAUGAGGACGACGAAUAG
Molecule: messenger RNA, 2043 nt
Organism: Cyphellophora europaea CBS 101466
Lineage: Eukaryota; Fungi; Ascomycota; Eurotiomycetes; Chaetothyriales; Cyphellophoraceae
Exons: 1
Coding region: 1-2043 (680 amino acids)
Biological process (GO): biosynthetic process
Cellular component (GO): eukaryotic translation initiation factor 2B complex
Molecular function (GO): guanyl-nucleotide exchange factor activity; translation initiation factor binding; translation initiation factor activity
Source: RefSeq, a predicted model, not a curated record